AGGACACCUUGAGCCCAAAUACCUGACAAAACUUACCCUGGAGAAGACCGCACCCGUGCAGGAUACUUAGAUGGAAAAUAUUAAUGCAAUAUGCCCACCCAAUUCAAUACGUCAGGCAGACAUCAAUCAUUCCUCCAAUCGUCUUCAUUCUGGCAAGUCGUUCAAUCGGGCCCAGUUUUUUUCUUUCCACAUAGUUUCCACCGUCUCGCUUCUCGACGCAGCUGUCACUCAAACUUUUAUUGGUUAUAGCUUUAAACACCUUUUUCGAAUCGUCGUUGAGACACGCCUCUCGAAACAUAACCAACUCAAGAACCCACACUUUUUUCAGUCAAGUCAUUCAGAUUAGGGAUUUAUAUCCUUCGAAGGACCACGAGGAUGCAGAAGGAUCCAACGUACACUAUCAACGUGCCUAGUUUAUUCCUUCGAGGUAGGUUGUAAAAAUAGAGGACGAGCGACGGUGACGCCGCGAUGGCCGAGUUGCCCCUCAGAUUUCCUCCACAGUUGUAGGUGCCGACUUUGUGCGAAUUUGCACGCUCUUCUCUCUUAUAUUUAUACCGUUUACCCAAUUCACCUAGACCAUGCCUCUCAACGCCAUUCUCUCCAACGCCCUCAUCAAUAAUGUAUAUCUCUUUUCACUCACCUUCUCUCUCGCAGCGAUCUUAGCGUUCUGGCUCUUCCCUCGGAAUCGUAACUUUCCUCCUAGUCCAGGGCGCGCACUUCCCUUCAUAGGCCAUCUACACAUCAUGCCCAUCAAGAAAACCUGGCUCACCCUCUCUCAAUGGUCAAAAGAGCUAGGGCCAAUUUUCCACGUGAAUAUCGCUGGUCAAAAUGUAGUUGUCCUUGGAAGUCACAAGGCAGCCUCGGACCUUCUGGAUCGUCGUUCAGCGAUCUACUCUGAUCGCCCGCUUAAUAUUGUUGCAGGACGACUUAUCACUGGGGGUAUGGUGUUCGCAUUUCAGUCGAAUGAUGCCUUUUGUAAAAGAAUGCGGCGUGCUGCCCAAGAGGCUUUGACCAACAUAAAGAGGUACUCUCAUAUGCACGAGAGGGAGGCCUAUAUUCUUUGCCACCAAAUGUUGCAAGAACCAGAUUAUUGGGGUAAUCAUCUGUCCCGAGCUAGCAGCUCCCUAAUGCUCGGCAUGAUCUAUGGUCUGCCUCCAAUGUUAGAUUCGCUGGAUCCAAACAUCCAACGCGCCAAUGUCUACGUGCAGGAAGCACUCGCGGCUGCCGUCCCCGGUGCCUUCUUGGUGGAACUUUUACCUUGGAUGAUGUACCUACCCAGAUGGAUGUGUGCUUGGAGACGUUAUGCAGAAGGCAUCUUUGCUAGGGAUUCCGUCUUUUUCGAACAAUUAUUCUCCGAUGUUGUUGUUCGUAUAGUAAGUGCUCUGUGCCGGGCCACAACAAAUUCAAGUGACAGGGUAAGUGACAGUAAGUGACCGUAUAUUUUUCACUGAACCAUCACUUACCUAUCACUUACCUGUCACUGAACUUCACUGCCACCGAAUCCGUGGUCACCGAACCUGUACACUUGACACUGCCACCAAACCUGCUUCUCACCGGAGAACACUGCCGCCAAACCUGUACUGUACCCAAUAAAUGUAGUAAUAGAAUACUAGAGCAAUA
Messenger RNA from Marasmius oreades (fairy-ring Marasmius), 1620 nucleotides. RefSeq lists its product as uncharacterized. Lineage: Eukaryota; Fungi; Basidiomycota; Agaricomycetes; Agaricales; Marasmiaceae. Gene Ontology annotation, molecular function: monooxygenase activity; iron ion binding; heme binding. Bases 579 to 1433 code for a protein of 284 amino acids. The transcript has 5 exons. The record is from RefSeq and is a predicted model, not a curated record.